UACAUGGUUUAUCGAACGGGUGUCUUUGUGCUUUUUUUUCCCCCAUUUUGUUUAAAAGCCUUUAUUUGCGUCGUUGAUUGCUCUGAAUUGGCCGCUGGGUCGAGGUGGCAGCAACGCCAUAUUUCCCUUAAAAAAUAACAACAGACUGCGAGUCACGGCGACUUAAAAAGAGGACUGCCCUCAGCCCCCCGUCGGAGAGGAUGGCACAGGAGACCAACCAGACGCAGAUGCCCACGCUGUGUGCCAUGGGCUGUGGCUUUUACGGAAACCCACGUACCAACGGCAUGUGCUCCAUCUGCUACAAGGAGCACCUGCAGAGGCAGCAGGGCCGAAGCAGCCCCCCAGCUUCCUCCUCCCCCUCGGUGGUCAGUGGGUCCACGGGAUGCAGUGCCUCAGGAGAGAGCACCCCAGUCCAGUGCACAGAGGGGAGCCCCAAGUCUGAAGAGAGCAAGACCAGCACCCCUAGUCCCGUCACUCAGCAGAUGACAGCGUUGAGCAUCUCCCGGGACGACAGCACGACUGAGCCAGAGCGAGAGGACAAGGAGGCAGAGCAGCAGGAAGAGGAGGCAGAGGGCGGAGCAGCCAGAUCAACAGGUUGCUGUGGGGCAGUUUUGGAAGUGGUGCAGUGUUCCUCUGAAGGGGAGGAGAAGACACCAGAUAAGACGAAGAAAAAGAACAGGUGCUUUAUCUGCAGGAAGAAGCUGGGUCUGACAGGAUUCGAUUGCCGCUGCGGGAACCUGUUCUGCGGGAUCCAUCGCUACUCUGACGAGCACGGCUGCCCAUACGACUACAGGGCAGAGGCAGCAGAGAAGAUUCGCAAGGAGAACCCCAUUGUGGUGGCAGAGAAGAUCCAGAAACUGUGAAAACGUUACGUUCCUGUGCAAAAAAAACAAACAAUACUGACAGUGAAACAAACCUGAGGACGAGACAGGUCUUUGUGGCACAUCUUGAGAGAACCCGAGAAUGCUUUCCUAUACUGACUAGAGGCGUCCACAGCGGGGGCACAGGACAAGAGGAGAACCCGAUUUUAAAAAACUAAGUAAAUAUGUGUGUGUUUGUAUAUAUAUAUAUUUAUAAAAUCCAACAAAUGCACACAAAAAAAAGUCAAGCGAGAAACAUGCAGUAUGUUUUCAGAGGCUACCUUUUAACCUUUUUGAACCUGGGGAUGAUGAUGUUUCGUGUAAAUGGGGAGCUCCUGAGUGUGGAUUGAAACUUGAUGCUGUUUGAGAAGAGAAUGGUGGGCUCCUGUGUGUGUGGGGGGGGGGUAGACUGGCAUUAAUAUGUGACAAAACUAAAUCCGCUUAAGACACCCGAUGGAAAUUGGGACAUUCAGCAUCAUCGGCCACUGGUACAAAGUUUGAAUGUGAAAGAAACAAGGUCUGGGAAAGACAAGAAAAAGUGGUGGUUUAACUAGAAACAGCAUUGCAUUGUUUAGCAGUUAUAUUGACUUUCAGACGAGCCAGAUAUAUAACCUGCACUUUUGUUCUCAUACGUACAAAGGCAGACUUUGGACUGGUGUAAACUGGAGCGAGGAAACUCCUUUUUUAAUUCUACACUGCACUCUACGUCUGCUUGGCUUGUGGAACAGGUUACAAGAUCCUACCUAAAGUCUUCACACUUCAGUUCCAUGCUGUCAAUAGGAAACCAUGUGGGGUCAGGUGGGAGCCUUUGAUUUGUAACGCAGGAAGGAAGCCGGAGAGAGGAAGCAAUGUGCUUCCACCACGCAAGCAGUGCUGCAGCAGGGCAAACUGACCACCAGUGUUAAGAUCAGAGACUUGUUAUUGCAUCUUUUUAAAGUACAUGUUUAAUAUAAAAUACAGACUCCUGGUCUGUUAAGAUGGAGUAGAGAGUGAAGUGCCGAAUUUACAGUAUACCGUAAAUAUGUGUUCAGCUUCUGCGUGUCUGCCUGUGGGCCCCCUCCCCAUGGAUGAAUGAAGAUUGUAAUUGAGAUUUUUCUACUUGCUUUUCAGGGGAGAUUGUAACAUCUGCUCCACCGUUUCAGUUCAUUAGUGUUUGAACCAUGUACAGUAUAUGUCAAUUUAAGUGGCUGGGGAGGGUGGUCCUGAGAUGACUGAGUGGUUUGAAUUUGUGUUUUUUUUCCUUUUUAUUAAUGUAUGGCACCAGAGGUUUAUUAUUAUUAUUAUU
Messenger RNA from Polyodon spathula (Mississippi paddlefish), 2145 nucleotides. RefSeq names its product AN1-type zinc finger protein 5-like. Lineage: Eukaryota; Metazoa; Chordata; Actinopteri; Acipenseriformes; Polyodontidae. The record is from RefSeq and is a predicted model, not a curated record. Gene Ontology annotation, molecular function: DNA binding; zinc ion binding. The coding region runs from base 201 to 863 and encodes 220 amino acids. The transcript has 6 exons.